Messenger RNA from Ustilago hordei, 633 nucleotides. RefSeq lists its product as uncharacterized. The record is from RefSeq and is a predicted model, not a curated record. The transcript has a single exon. Lineage: Eukaryota; Fungi; Basidiomycota; Ustilaginomycetes; Ustilaginales; Ustilaginaceae. The coding region runs from base 1 to 633 and encodes 210 amino acids.
AUGAAGCUGCUCCUACUGUUCUCAGUGCUGGCCUUGGCAUCAGCCACUAGAGCUCACUUUACCCUUGACUCGCCACCCACUCGAGGCUUCAACGAAGAUACAGAAAGCGAACCAUUCUGUGGCGGCUUCGGUAACGCCUCCGCCUCCCGAGCACCCUUUUACUACCCGCAUGCACCAAUCUCUAUCACUUCCCACCACGAUGAAGCCACAAUCAACGUCUACCUUGCUCUCGGUACUGCGGAUGGCUUGCAGUCGUUUUUAACACUUCCACCUCUCGUCACCGAUCUCAAGGUCAAGGGUAUGGGUGAAAAGUGCCUCUACGUCAAAGGGGACAAAGUGAAGGGUGUGGAAGAGGGAAAGAAUGCAACGAUCAUGGUCGAAUACUUGAGUGGGUCUCAUGGUAGGCUGUAUCAAUGUUCGGAUGUCACGUUGACUAAGGACGACAAGACUGGUGGUGGUCAGACUUGCAAAGGAGAGGUUAAGGAAGGCAGUGCUGCACCUGCUGGUAAUGGCACGAGUGAAGCUCCUCCUUCGACAAACGCGAACGACAGCGUCAUGAUGGCUUCGGCUCCUGCUAUCGGCGCAAGCAUGGUAUUCGCAUUGAUGAUAGCUGGAUUUGCCUCUCUGAUGUAG